UAUGGUAACCUCUUGAGUAAACAUUGGUAGUGUGGCAUCACUUUAAGUAACAGCUGAUGUUUGUUCCAAAACAGAAAAGUGACGGCAUACUGGCUUUGUAUGCAGACAAAGGCUUUUAAGUGAAUAAUUUUUUUGAAGAUUUAAAAACAAUACCAUUCAAAUUUAUUGUAUUUGAAAAUGUUUUCACGAAAAAAACCAGAGCCUGCUAAGAAUCGAAAGCAUGACUUAUCUCAGUUUGGUUUAAUGGAAAUUCCGGACGAUUUUGAUCCAUCUGUAGGAUAUGGAGCGGAUGAUGGCGGUGAUAGCGAUUUGGAAGCAGAACUUGCAGCAAUUUCUAGUGGUGGAAAUAAGCCUAGACCUAAGGCAAAACCGAAAACUCUGAUGCCAUCUUCAGAUUUAGACAGGAUGAUUGCAGACAGUUUAAAAGAUAUUAGUGAUGGUGAUGAUGAUGAUUUAGAAACAGAUACAGAUUUGUUGGGUGAAUUAGAAAAUAUUACAGGAGUCGAUGUCAAUGUCGAUAUGGAAGCUAAUAUAGUUCCAACAACUACUACUCCAGAAGAACCUCCAUCUUUGUUACUACCAACAACUGCUGAUGAUACUGUAUCAAUUUUAAAGCAUCGUAUUGAGAUAUAUAAGCAAGCAGAAACUGAUGCAAAAGCUGCUGGCGAAUCUGCAAAGGCGCGUCGUUUUGGACGUGGGCUUAAAACGCUUGCAGAUUUGUUAAAACAAGCAAAUGCAGGGAAAACUAUUGAUUCAAAUGAUAUUCCACCGGAAAUAAAGGUUAAAACAAAAGAAACACCAAAUGCAAGCAACGAAUCUGAAAAUACAACACCAACGUCUCCUCUAGUAGAUGAUCGGCCUAAAGUACCUUCACGUGUUGCACCCGCACCACCUGUGUCUACAGUUGUGUCUGAAUCUCCAGUUAGUAAUACUACAGAAAUUAACGAUGCUGUCAACGGGGAGAAUCCUUUGCUUGAACAGAUGCGCGUACGACAACAAGAAUAUAAAUCUGCGGCAUUGAAGGCUAAACGCAAUAAUGACAAGACAACAGCGCUUCAAUUUUUAAGUGUUGUCAAGCAAUUUGAUAUUGUCAUUAAAAUGUGUUUAGAUGGGAAAGAAGUAGAUCUAAGUGAUAUGCCACCGCCACCAGAUCAAUUUAUGGAAUUUUUGGCGAAAAUGCAAAAUAGUUCGGCGAAUGAGGAUACAUCAGAACCUACGACUGCAAGCGUAGGUGCCGAACCUGUUUCACCAGUAGAAACUGAAGUCGCGAAUUCAGCUGUUACAAUGCUGGAAGCUUUGCAGCAGCGCUUGGACAAAUAUAAAGCCGUUGAAGAAUCAGCUAAAACUGAAGGUAAUGCAAGUAAGUCCCGUCGUUUCGGCCGUAUCGUGAAACAAUACGAAGAUGCUAUUAAACAAUAUAAAUCUGGACGCGUGGUAGCAUUUGAUGAGUUACCAAUCCCACCCGGGUUUGGUCCAUUACCUACGGAAAAUGGAGCACCUUCCGCAACCGUAUUACCACCACCAUCUAAACCAACAACACCAUCGCCUUCGUCGUCUUCUAUACACACAACACCGACUACUUCGCCUAGUACAGCACCUAAAAGACCUUCCCCACAGAAACAAGAGUUGACUACUCGCACUUCAGGCAAUCAGCAGAAAAAUAAUUUAGCUGAACAACAAAUGAAAACGCUGCUGGAGCGACAAAAUGAGUUCAAAGUAGCUGCAAUUGAGGCAAAGAAAGCAGGUGAACUGGAACAAGCUAAGGAGUAUCUGAAAAUAUUUAAAGGUUUUGAAAAAUUAUUAAAUGCUGCUAGUAGUGGUUUGCCUGUAGAUCUAAACACACUGCCAUUGCCACCCUCUCAGCGUGAAAAUCUCGAAGCAUCCUUCGCAAUAGUAACUACAGAUGAAUGUGAUCCCGAUGAAGAUAUUUCAGAUAUUGGUAUGCGCAUUGAAGAACAAUUGGUGAAACAGUUAAUGAUGUGUAAAAAUACACGAGACCACCAUAAAGCAAUGGGAGAUGUUGCUGGUAUGAAUCGAUUUGAAAACCUAGCAGUUACUGUGCAGAAAGAUUUGGAUUUAGUACGUUAUUCUAAACGCAAAAAUUUUCCACUACCAAAAUUUCACUACGAAAAACGUAGCUUCAAUAUUGUCCACUGCAACACUGAUUUAACCGAUUGCGAAUUAGAAAUCGUUAUUGUACGUGGGAUGAACUAUAAUGUAACGAAUCCGAAAGAUGUAGAUACCUAUGUUAAAAUAGAAUUUCCAUUGUUAAAUGAUGAGAUGUUUAAGACAAAAACUACAUUGAUAAAAGAUACCGACAGUCCGGACUAUGAUCAACGUUUUAAAGUGGAUAUACAAAGAAAUAAUCGGCAAUUUCAACGAAUUUUUAAGCGGCAUGGGGUUAAAUUCGAAGUAUACUCACGUGGCAUUGCAUUUGAAUUCGUAAAAAAUUAACUGUGUACAUCCUAUUAUACUAAAAUUAAUGUAAGUUUCGAAGAGAAAUUGAAGGACUCUGAAAUGUGUCCUCUUUUGUGCCUGUUAGUUUUAAGGUAUAAAGUUUUCAUUUAACAAAUAUCGGUUCUUUUUAUAAAAUGUACGCUUUUACUAAAUAUACUAAAACUUAUUAUAUAGUAUGAAUUAUAUUAGUCAUGCUAUCAGAUUGAUUUGCAAUAAAUACCGUUAUUUUAAGAUUAUAUCUGUGUUACACUGACGUUAUUGUGAUCUAUAACUGGCGAUCUUCAGGCGAGCUAACACUGGAUAGAUAAUAUAUACAUUAAUUGUCAGAUUGUUAGUAUAUCUUUGCUUUAUAUCGGAAAUUAUAACGGAAAUUUAUAAGUGGAGUUUGGGUUCAUAUUCGUAAUUAAAUCUUUAACAGCUACGAACGAAUGUUCUCGAAUUUUUAAUAAAAUUUAAAGAAACAAAUUUAAUAAAACUAAUUCGAAGUGUGACCAUCUUGAUAGAUUGCUUCAAAACAAGUCCGUGUUCAUAUAGGUAUUUAAAAGAUCUAUAUAUAAAUAUAUUUAUAUAUAUGUAUAUAUAUAUAUAAAAGCCCAAAAAAAUUUUCAGAUUGUAAAAUAAUGAUAUACUUCUUGGAAUUUAGUCAACAGCCCAGGAGGAAGAAACAAUGACAAUAAACAUGUUUAAUUCUUCCUGACAAAUUCUUCUUGCGUUCUCAGAAAAGUUGAUCUCCAAUUUAUCGGUAUUGUAGUUUGAUUCAGUUUAUAUUCCUAACAUUAGAUUAGAUUAGAUUUUUCACUCUUGAAAGAAAAGAAAAUUUGCUUAUUACAUCAAGAAUUUGAAGGUUUAUUUAAGUUUAUCAUAUUUAAUUAUUAAUGACAAAUAUACUACUACAUUUAGAUGAUGAAAAUUGUGUUAAUUUGAUUGAUAUUUAUAUUUUGAAUACUAAUUUUUGCGAUUAUUUCAUAUUUUAUAUAAUUUGCUUACUAUGAAAAAUUGAUUUAUUUAACACAUAAAUUUCAUUAAAUUCUAACGAUCUUGCUGCAUUUUGCAUUAAUGCGACUUUAAUCAAAUUAAUUUUAAAUAUAAAAACGCAAACACAAAAACAAAACAAAAAACAAAAAACAAAAAACAAAAAAAAAUAGAUGCAGUAUAGAUUGUUGUGGAUUAAGUCGAAAACUGCCAUCCUGUUGUUUCAGCGGGUUUCUGCGCUCAGACAUUCUCAUCGGCACGGUUAACGUUAAGCUACAACCAUUGGAGACGAAAUGUGACAUCCACGAUACAUUCGAUGUAAGUAAUGAUGUUUUUCUGUAUGUGUACCACAUAUUUCAAAUGAUUUUAAAUGUUUUCUUUUGUGUCUAUAGUUAAUGGAGGGGCGCAAAACCGUCGGUGGCAAGUUGGAAAUAAAGUUACGUGUACGGAAUCCAAUACUUACGAAGCAAAUAGAGCAUAUUAAUGAA
Molecule: messenger RNA, 3917 nt
Organism: Teleopsis dalmanni
Lineage: Eukaryota; Metazoa; Arthropoda; Insecta; Diptera; Diopsidae
Gene: l(2)gd1
Product: coiled-coil and C2 domain-containing protein 1-like
Exons: 6
Coding region: 178-2454 (758 amino acids)
Biological process (GO): regulation of transcription by RNA polymerase II
Cellular component (GO): nucleus
Molecular function (GO): DNA-binding transcription repressor activity, RNA polymerase II-specific; RNA polymerase II cis-regulatory region sequence-specific DNA binding
Source: RefSeq, a predicted model, not a curated record